CUAAAACAUAAUACAGUGCAAACAAACCAAACCAACCACCCACAGAUAACAGUACAUACAAGCAAGCGUCGUCAGGCAGACCGGGUCAAUAUCAAUAGGGCAGGUAGGUACAGGGGGAGCAAGCGGAGAUGGGUCGGGGUCACAGGCCCAGGUUCAGCAGGUAGCAAGCAGCGUGGUACAGAGGGUCAGGCAGAGGGAUGGUCAGGAGCGAGCCGGGAUCAGAGCAGGAGAAGUCAGCAGCGGUUCAGAUCAGGCAGGGUCAGCAAAGGAACAGAAACAGGAUGCAGGACAGAUACAGGGCCCAGGACAAACACAACACCAAGGCAGAGUCUGCAAGUCUGGCCA
Molecule: messenger RNA, 345 nt
Organism: Staurois parvus
Lineage: Eukaryota; Metazoa; Chordata; Amphibia; Anura; Ranidae
Source: the annotation of a GenBank genome assembly